AUGAAGACCUUCUAUAUACUAUUUUUAGGAUAUCUAUUUGUGACACAAUGUAAUUCAGCGUUACCAAAACUUCUCGGAUCAUUUGCUAUACAGCAUCCCGGAUUUACUGCAGUUUUUGUCAACACAACCCGAAGUUCGGUGUCAUACAAUCUACUUUUAUCCUCAUUCAAUGGUAUACCUUUCUCACAAGAUGGAGUAUACAUGGUGAGGGAUAUCGGCACGCAUUUGUCGAAAAUCUCGUCAAUUCAACCCGAGCUCCUCACUACUAAGGUUACAUGGCCAAAUGAAGUCGCUCAAGUCCCAGAUUCCGUUUUUGGUAAACAGAUGAUAUCUAUUGCUGACGGAUUUCUGGUACCAUUUAAAACCAAGGGUGCUGUUAAAUUGAUGGAUGUGUCAUCUUCGCCUGCCAAAGGUCCUUAUGUAAUUUCUGAUAAUGGUGGAGAUGAAUGGUUUUAUCAUAAGGUACAAUGGGUGGACAUGGACAAGGAUGGUGAUUUGGAUAUCUUAACUUGCAGAGCUAAGAAACCUAUAAUAGGAAAAUCAGAAGGUCAAUUAUUAUGGUUGGAGAACCCGGCUGACCACAGCAUUCAAAACGUAUGGAAAACUCACGUCCUCGCUAUUGGUCCAGACGUUUUCUUCAAUUAUGUAGAAUUAGACAAUACAGAUUUUAUUUUCACUUCUGGGUACUUUUCUAAAGUUUUGAGUGUUUAUUAUUUAUCAUCCGGUAAUAAAUGGACAGAUAGCUCUCUGGUACAAUCCCGUGCUAUUGAUAGUACUAUUGGGGAAGUAUUUGGUGUGACUGCUGUUGACAUCAACCAAGAUGGUCGACCAGAACUAUUGGUAACAUCUAAUAAUGAGAAAGGAACAAGUGGAACUGUACAUAUUUAUAAUGUACCAUCUGACGUGAGAAACGGUAACUAUGCUCGAUACACUCUCUCGUCAUACUUUACUCCCAGAAAACAGGGACAAGGUAAAGGAGCACCAGGAGCCGCAGCUGCAGUACCAUCAUCUAAUAAAAAUAAAUCAUUGGAUAUUCUGUUGUCUGGUGAUGACGAUGGCAGAGCUUAUCUUCUAUCAUCUACGUCCACAGACCCCAAUAACUGGUCUUAUAACACCACAGUAUUCGCUGAUCUUGGCUCUGGUACAGUAGGACAAUUGGCCUUCCACGAUGUUGACGGUGAUGGUGAUUAUGAAAUAUUCGUACCGGCAUAUAGCGCUGGAAAAAUGAACGUUUAUACUUGGCAUAAUUAA
Lottia gigantea (owl limpet) is the source of this 1251-nucleotide messenger RNA. RefSeq lists its product as hypothetical. The transcript is spliced from 6 exons. Bases 1 to 1251 code for a protein of 416 amino acids. The record is from RefSeq and is a predicted model, not a curated record. NCBI's taxonomy places the organism in Eukaryota, Metazoa, Mollusca, Gastropoda, Lottiidae.